This is a messenger RNA of Cutaneotrichosporon oleaginosum, 1266 nucleotides long. RefSeq lists its product as uncharacterized. Gene Ontology annotation, molecular function: tRNA dihydrouridine synthase activity; flavin adenine dinucleotide binding. Gene Ontology annotation, biological process: tRNA processing. Lineage: Eukaryota; Fungi; Basidiomycota; Tremellomycetes; Trichosporonales; Trichosporonaceae. The record is from RefSeq and is a predicted model, not a curated record.
AUGUCCGAGGACGUCGCCGCGGCCUGGGCGGACCUGCCCACACCCGAGCGCCUGCCGGUACGCACGAUGCUGGAGGAGUUUGAGACCGUAAACGUGCUAGCGCCGCUGGUACGCUGCUCGAAAUUGCCCUUCCGCCACCUCGUGUCGCUGUACGAAACGCACGUGACCCACACCCCCAUGAUCCUCGCGGAGGAGUUCAGCCGGAGCCAGCAGGCACGUGUGAGCGACCUCACGACGAGCGCGGACGAGCGCGGCGUGUUCUGGAUGGAGCCGCGGCGGCGCCCGCCACGAGUAUCCGACACUGACGCACUCGACGCGCUCGCGGCGCUGCGCCUCGCCGACCGGGAUCCCGACGACGGCGACGACCCGCGCCCGCCCUCCUAUCCCGCACCUACGCCAGUGCGCGUCACCAAAACGCUGCACGCGCCGCGCGUCACCUCGCGGCUGCCGCCGUCUCCCACUCCGCCGUCCCCCGACGCGAGGCUGGUGCGCGGCGCGCUCGUCGCGCAAAUGGCGUCCCCGAACGGCGCGAGUCUCGCGGACGCCGCCGAGCUCCUCGCGCCGCACGUCGACGGGCUCGACAUCAACUGCGGGUGUCCGCAGCGCUGGGCGUACGCCGAGGGCAUCGGGUGUGCGCUGCUGCGCCGCCCCGAGCUCGUCGCGGACAUGGUGCGGUGCGUGCACGGCCGCAUGGGCUGGGACUGGCCCGUGAGCAUCAAGAUCCGCGUCGACCCGGACCUGCGGCGCACAGAGCAGCUCGUGCGCACCGCCCUCGCGGCGGGCGUGAGCCAUGUCACCGUGCACGGCCGCACGCGGCACCAGGCGUCCACGGAGCCGGUGAGCCUCGACAAGCUCGCGUUCGCGGUCGAGUGUGUGCGUGGAGAAGUGCCGACGGUCGCGAAUGGCGAUUUGUGGGAUCUCGCGGACGCACAGCGGAUGAGGGCGCAGUGCGGCGUGCAUGGCGUCAUGGCGGCGCGGGGGUUGCUGGCCAACCCCGCGCUCUUCGCUGGCUACGACCGCACGCCAGUGCAUGCCGUCGAGAACUUUGUCAACCUCGGGGUGGAUUACGGCUUCAUCUUUUCGCUUUUCCACCGCCAUCUGGCGUACAUGUUGGAAAGCCACUUCGUCAAGCCAGAGAAAACGUACUUCAACGCGCUCUCCUCGUCUGUCCAGGUUGUCGAGUACCUCCAGACACGGGGGCUAGACUUUGGCGCGCGCCGCAAGGUGCCUAUGUGGGACGCGAGGAGGGGAUACUCACUAUUCUGA